Benincasa hispida (wax gourd) is the source of this 3267-nucleotide messenger RNA. Lineage: Eukaryota; Viridiplantae; Streptophyta; Magnoliopsida; Cucurbitales; Cucurbitaceae. The record is from RefSeq and is a predicted model, not a curated record.
AAAAACAGAUUCCGCUCGUCGUAGUCCAAAGUAGAAUUCCAAACACAAAGUUCGGUUUGGCAGUCGCCAGCCACCAAUUACAAAGCCGAAGAAAGGUAUAAAUUAGGAAGCCAACCGAUUCGUCUUCCUCUUCCUCCUCUCCACCCGGCGCUCUCUUCUUCCUAUCCGAUCACCACCGCCAGCCAUCUGAAUUCAGAAUGUCUAAUCGUUACAACCACGAUGGAAACAAGGGUUUAAGGAAAGACCAAAAGAAGUACAUCCCCAAGAAUCAAAAUCAAUCCACAAAUGAACUCCCCAACCCUAAACCUACCCUUUCGUCUUCUCUCAGACAAUCGCUGCCUAAGCCCUCCGAUUCUGCUGCUGUAACCACUUCUGCCGCGCCAUCAACGAGUAGGAUUCAGAUGGGUGCAAAUGGAGAUUGGGUGUCUAGCAGAGCUAGUGGUGGCAGUUUCGUGAAUUACUUGCCACAGGACGAGGCCGUUGCCACUGGUCUUCGUGCCGAAGCAGGAGCAUUGGAUCCGAUGGAAUCUCAAAGAGUUGUAGACCUUUUGAACAGAGAGUUGUCUCGGCUGCUCAAGUUGAGUGCGAAAGAGUUUUGGAGGGAAGUGGCUAUGGAUACUUCCUUGCAUGAAUUUCUCGAUAGCUUCCUAAAAUUCAGGAGUAGAUGGUAUGAUUUUCCACAUCGUGGAGCAAAUGGAAUAGUUGCAGGUGUCAUCGUCGGAGAAUAUGAAUUAAGCCGCCGUGUUUUUAUGGUAUUAUACCGGAUGUCUUCCAAUAGGGAUCCUGGUGCACGAGCUGCUGAUAGCCUCAGUUUAAAAGAUCAUGGAGUCCUUCUGCAGGGAAAGAAGUUGCUUGACCUUCCAAAGUUACUUGAUAUAUGUGCUAUAUAUAGUCAUGAGAAUGAAGAUCUAACUAGAAUACUGGUUGAGAAUGCUAUAAAAUCCCAACCUAGUAUUCAUGAAACCUUACCAUCAGUUAUAUCUCACUUCCUCAGCAUUGUCUCUAUGAUGCAUGAAAGGUGCAGCUCAUCUCUUGAGACUCUCUUCUCCUCGAGUAACCAUGGAGGAAGUGGGUACAGUAAGCUUCAAGCAGACUUCUUGGAGGUGAUUGAUUUUAUCAAUGAUGCAAUUGUCACGCUGGACUCUUUCGUCACUGCAUACAGACUGGCAGCUAUAUUCUUCUCCUCUGCUGUUGAAAUAAGCUGCGGGAAUGAGGAUUUACUUGGAACUCUUGCAAGGUUGCAUGAUUUACUUCUUCCAUAUUUACACAAGGGAUUUCAAAUUGUCCUUGUGCCCCAAGGAGAUGAAAUGUUGUCUAAUGUUGCAACAAGUUUGAAGAUGCUAGCAUUAAGAAUUGUGAGUCUUGGUUGGAAACUGCUGGAAAUCUGCUAUCUAGAUGACGAAGUGUUUGGACAUGCCCUCCCUGUUCCAGUCUCUAUGAAGAUGUUCCCUGCAAAUGUAGAAGAUCCUGUCAUAAGAGCAGAUAUCUUGAUUCAAACUUUGAGAGAAAUUAACGGAAUCUCGCAACAGGCUUCAGAUAAACAACUUGGUCAAACAUUUCUUCAGCGUAUGGAAAAGAACCACUCUGUAAUGAACAGAAUCAACAGUUUACGAAACAAUGGAUGGAUAUUUGUCGAUGAUGAACAAUUUGAUUAUCUAUCAACAAUAGUUAUGUAUACCCCCACGUCUGAUGUUAAGAAUCCAUCUCUUUCUAAGGCCCCUGUGAUGAGCCACAUAUCAGAAGUAGAUGAGGAUGCUGCAAUGUUGGAGUCGAAAAUCUGUCAAAUAAAGGAUCUUUUCCCCGAGUAUGGCAGUGGGUUUCUAGCUGCAUGUCUGGAAGCUUAUAAUCAGAACCCUGAAGAAGUGAUUGAACGAAUACUUGAGGGAACUCUUCAUUCUGAUCUUCAGUCCUUGGACACUUCCUUAGAAACAAAGCCAGUGCCCAAUUCUAGAGCGACUGCUAAUAACAGAAACGACAAAGGAAAAGGAAAACUUUUUGAGUUUCCAACAGUUGCCUACAUCGACCAAGUCUCUCGUGAUAAAGAUUUGACAUCUGAAGGCCCUUCAGUUUCAUCAACUUCUGUUGGCAGAUUUGUUCGUAAAUCUAAAGAUAACAUGCCAUACUCAGAGACCCUUGACAAUAGAAAUGAAGCAGAUCCAGUGAGGACUGCAGCUUUAAUUUCUCAAUAUGAGUAUGAAGAUGAGUAUGACGACUCUUUUGAUGAUCUUGGUAUUAGCAUAGCAGAGACCACAACAGAAGAUAAUGAAGACUCGAUAGGUCAAAAGCUGAGUUCCAAUUCAGGUAGCUCAUCGAACUCAACAAAUGGAAGUUCAGCAUCAAAUGCUCCCAACUCAAAGUGGGGAUCUAGAAGAAAACCACAAUACUACGUCAAGGAUGGUAAGAAUUAUAGUUACAAAGUUGCAGGGUCGGUUGCAGUUGCCAAUUCUGAUGAGGCAUCUUUAGUAACUCAAGCUCAGAAAGAACUUAUUUAUGGACUUGGACGAGGAGGCAACCUACCACUCGGGGCAGUAAAAAAGCUGACAGAGGCCGAGCAGGAUAGCCAACCUGAUGUUUCUGCAGGAGAUCCAAGAGAUAAUAAUGUACGGAAGUCUUGGGGCAGAGGAAGGAGGGAAAGGGAAAGUGGAACAGCUCCAGGCAUGCCUGAAGGACAAGGUAAACAACCAAAUGUGGCUGAGGUUUCAGACAGGGGGGGAAGAGGCGGCAACCGAGGCCGUGGAAGGAGAGGAGGGGGUGACCAUCACAGGAAGGAUAGAGCCAUGAAAAAGCAUUUUGCUGGAUUGUCUGGUUUCUAAGUUAAUGUAUUCCGAGCAACUGUCUACAGAUUUAAAAUCGAUCUGUUUGUUUUAUCGAAGACAACUUCCCGAAUGAUUACGCAUACAAAGGACAAGUUGCCUAUUAGUCGAAUUGAACGUCUGCAGCACAGCAUUUUUCUGUGAGAGAAUGUAGCUGACUGGCAAACUUUAUAGUAAUUUUGAAAUUUAUAUUAAUCUAAAAAGUCUCAAAGAUGACUUUGUUCUGGCAGCGGAUUAGAGGUAAACAUGGAAAGAGAAGUUCAAGAUGGGAGACUCGGGGCAUUUUAGCCUCUACAGAAUGUCGAUCUCAAAUAUGUACAGCUUCUCUAAGGUCGCGCUCUAAGCCGUGUUAGAAUUUUAAUUUUGUAGCUCUGAAUAUUUAGCUGUACUCGUUUACAUAUCUUGUGGAUAACAAACAUUUGAAUGCAAUGUGAACUUAAAUAGGAGAAAAAAA